Gadus morhua (Atlantic cod) is the source of this 1061-nucleotide messenger RNA. It is a transcript of the gene cdnf, whose product is annotated as cerebral dopamine neurotrophic factor. Gene Ontology annotation, cellular component: endoplasmic reticulum. Gene Ontology annotation, biological process: dopaminergic neuron differentiation; neuron projection development. The record is from RefSeq and is a predicted model, not a curated record. Bases 127 to 654 code for a protein of 175 amino acids. The transcript is spliced from 4 exons. NCBI's taxonomy places the organism in Eukaryota, Metazoa, Chordata, Actinopteri, Gadiformes, Gadidae.
UCAUGUUAUAAAUAGAAUUGGAGCCGCUUCCUGGGCAAGUUGCGGUGCGCUCCCCAAACGAUACCGUGAAUUGCUCUGGGUUUAUUGAUUGUUUGGACUGUAGUUGUACUUAUUAUAUAUAUAGAGAUGAAGUUCUGUCUCGCCUUUGUGCUUUUGCUAAGAGCUGUUUCAGUUUCCCCGGCAGGCGACUGUGAAGUGUGUGUGGGCUUUCUGCAACGAGUAUACGGCUCCCUGGUGUCCACGCACCAAGACCUCAGUCCUACGUUGGUGGAAGAAGAGCUAGUGAGUGCGUGCGCUGAGGUCCAGGGAAAAGAGUCCAGACUGUGCUAUUACCUGGGGGCCAGCAGCGAUGCAGCGACCCGCGUCACGGCGUCCGUCGCCCGGCCUCUGUCCUCCCACGUGCCGGUGGAGAAGAUCUGCCAGCGGCUCGGCAGCACCGACAAACAGAUAUGUGAACUGAAAUAUGAGCAGCAGCUGUGGGACCUGAGCAGCGCGGGGCUGCUGUCGCUCCGCGUGGCCGAGCUGAAGAGAGUGCUGUCGUCCUGGGGAGAGGAGUGCCGCGGUUGCCUGGAGAAGCACGAGUUUGUGGAUCUGAUCCAGGAGAAGGCCCAGCAACACCAACACGAUCAACAUGAACACCAUAUGGACCUGUGAUGUGAUUCAGGAGCAGGGUCGAACGGACCGGAACGGUGUCGGCUCACCUGAGUUCACGUGACCAAUCAACACAGCGACAGUUGUUGAGCUGUUUUUAAAAAAACUAAGAACGAGGCAAACAGAUUUUCAAUACAUGGAUGCAUAACGGAAUGGACUCCAAGUUUCAAAUCAAUUUAUAUCACAAACUACAAAGUCCACAUGAACGAACAGUUGAAUUCACAAUAUUCUGCACAUGCGCAAUGGUGUCUUGCCCAACCUGAAUGCAGAAAGUGAAGAAUCUAUUUUAUACCGUUGAGUCCAUGGUCAGAAGACCACAAUGAUCAGCCAAUCUAAAUACAUCUGGAAGAGUUGUAUGCUAUAGAAAUGCUCAAUUAUGUGCACUCAUCAAUAAACACACUUUUAAAUAA